UAGUUGCACUAUUUCAAAAUGCAUGUUUGGAAGCUGUUUUGAAGACAUGAAGUAUGCUUCUUGGUAUUUUCUUCGUAUACCAAGUAUGGAUCUUCAUUUGCAUUUUUGAAGCUACAGCUGAUUGGGAGUUAUCAUGUUAUAAUGAGUCUUUACACAUACAUUGUGGUUCUGAAGAGACAAUAAUUAUUCAUGAAGCUCACUUUGGUUAUUUCCGUGAAAUUUUGUUGAUAUCAAACUCAACAAAUAGGUGUCGUUCACACAGUUCAAGAGAUUGUUGGGUCGAUGUGACUGCCAGUAUAUCUCGACGAUGUUCUGGUUAUUCUAUUUGUAAAAACUCAGUUCACUAUUCAUCUGACUUAUCUGCUGAGCUAUUGGCAAAAGAAUGUCCCUUUAUUAUUGAUAAUGCAGCUGAACCGACGUUGUUUGUAGAGUAUGAUUGCAUUUCAACUACUCUUGUCACACGUAUAUCCAAUGAGAAUCAUGUAGACCCUGAACAAGUUGGUGGUUAUUUAAUCAGUUUAGAUUAUAAUGAAAUUGCACAAACUGGUUCAGAAUGGCGUAGUCAUUUGGCCGACGUGAUGUGUAAUCCAAAAUGGAAUCAUUUACCGCAUCGAUUUUAUUUACCAGCGCCUAAAAUUGCCACAACUAAAUAUUUCAUGGAUGAUAAUGACAGUGGUGAUGAUGCCGUUGGCGUUGAUCAUGCAUCAGGUCAUCUACAUGACAGUAAUCAUGAUCGUCGUCUAUUGAAUAAAAACAAUUUAGUUACAUUUAUAUUACGGAUUAAAGAUAUUGAUUUGACCAAAUCAACUGGGGGGAAUAUGAUUUCUUCAUCGUCCUCCGCCUCCGCCUCCGCCUCUUCAUUCUCCUCGAAAUCUAUCUCAUCAAACGACAAUAAUCAUCAUCAAUUAAUCUUUGCUACUGGUUCAUCAUGCCCAGCCAAUCCUGGCAAUGCAUGUCAUCAUGAUUAUUUAUCAGUGGAUGCCCAAAUAUGGAAUCUGUACAAUGGUACUAUGCAUAAUAUCCCAUUGAUUCGUUUAUGUUUAAUUAAGAACAAUGUAAAUUCUACUGUGGAAGCAAAGAGAACAAGUAGCAGUUUGACCAAUGCAUCCUCCUCUUCAUCAUUCUCAUCAUCAUUUAGCUCAAUGAAUCAUAAUGAGAUAAAUGAAUUGUUCUCAUUGGAUGAAACAAAUUUAGUUGGACAAACUUAUGGACCAAUCAGUAAUGUGCAUGGUUUACAACUGACAUCAAAUUUAAAUUUAUUAGAUCCUUAUAUGAAACAUGGAAAAGGUGUUGUAUUAGAAUAUAUUGCCUUGUUCUGUGUUCCAAUCAAUCCACCAAUUGGUAAUGGUGUGGUUGAUUAUCGAUUUCGUGUCAGCCAACAAACAUCACAUACAUUUGCUUAUGCUGAAAUAUUCUGUCCAUCUGAUCGUUGGUUAGAACCAGUAGAUCCAGGUCUAGAUGAAACUGGUCAAUCAGCGCCACCAACAUCAUCAUCAUCGUCUUUGAUCACAGCUGGUAGUAGUAAUAGAUCGUCUUUGGACAGCGGUGUAAAUCCUAUUCCAUGGUGGUUACAGCGUCGACGACAUAUAACACUGAUUUGUGAUCAUCAUGAACGUAAAUGGAUACCGAAUCGAUUUCCUGAGGCUUGUUUAACAACCGAUGAACUGAUCACAUUUGUUGCACAAAUCACUAAAAAUUUACAAACAGUAGACAAAAAGACCAAAUCAUCUCUAAGUCAUCAUCAACAAUUAGGCACAAACAACACUGACCUUGAUGAUGCGGAUGAUGGUAUGAAGUUGAUGCAUAUGGCAAUGAUCGAUGAUCCAACCACAUCCAAUACAACAAUGCAUACAUCAUUUUAUUUGAAAGCUACCAAUGAUAUUGAUCAAGUGACGCAUAUUUCAUCAGUUGUUCUAGGCUCAAUACUUGGAAUAUUAAUCUUCCUUUUGGCUAUUCUCUUAGUUGUUUAUAGUCUAAGACAUAAAUUAUUCGAACAUUAUCAUAAAACAAUCGAUUUAGCUGCAAUCUCAUCAUCCAGUAGUCGUCUUGCUUCAGCUUCAUUGACAACAUUUCAUCGAUCUAAAGAUACUUUAUUAUUUCCAACAUGGAAAAAAUCACUCCUCUCUUUUCAUAAUAAUAAUACAACUACUACUGAUAAUAAAAAUAGUAGUAAUAAAUUACAUCAUCACAAUACAAUUUUCACCAACGGAUCAUUAUUCAAAUCUUAUCCACAUUUAUUAAGUCAUCAUAAUAUAAAUGAAAGUUUCCCAGAUUUUCCCAAUACAAUAAUACAACCACAACCACCGCAACAGCAAACCAUUUCACUGAAUGCAUCAACGACUAUUUCCGGUGUACACAAGAAGUCAUCAAAUAUUGAUUUUAUUACCGAUGGCUACUUACCACCAUGGCGUAACAACAACUCGUCAUCAUCGUAUUUAAAACGGAAUUCAAAAACACCAACAGCUAUUUCAGCUUUGACUUUGGUACCGAAUACACCGAAUUCCGAUCGUCGACAAUUUAUGAGUUCAUUACCAUGGUUACGUACCAAUUCUACAUCACAUAUUGGUAAUCAUAGUAGUAGUGGGAAUGGUAUACAUCAUCAUAGUAGCAAUAAUAAUAAUAGUAAUAAUAAUAAUCAUUCAAGAUUUGGUGCUUCUAGUAGUGAAACUAUUCUAUUCUCAUCAACAAUCAAUCCACCCAAUGGGAUACCACGUUCAUGGUGGUUACCAUGGCGUAGAAGUAUGCGCAAGAAACGUCGUUUAUAUACACAAUUACAAAGACGUCAAGAAAUCCAGUCGUCGUUAUCACAACGUGGUCUAUUAGACUCGUCUGGUAGUUUUUUAGGCAAAUCAACACCUCAACUGCCGAAUAAUCGAUAUUUCAUGAUGAAAUCAUCAAACCAUAAUAACCAUAAUACUCAUGAAUUAAUUAAACCAGGAGAAUCAUCUGUACCGAUGAUGAUGACGACGAUGCCUCCUUCUACAUCAUCGUCACCUUCAUCAACAUCAUCAUCAUCAUUUUCAAACAAAGAAGAUUUAAGUCAUCAUCCACAUCAGUAUUCACAUUCACAGCAACAUCCAUAUUCGUCGAAUCAUGUCCAAUUAAGAUCGGAACAAUCUGUACAUGAUAAUCAUGUCAAACAGAUUGCUAAUAAAACCAUAACAACCACGACACAACCAGAUGGUAGUAGUAAUCAUUCCAGUCGGAUGAUAAAUGAUUUCUAUGUGAAUAAUGAUUUGGCGAAUUCACCAAAUCAUAACAAUAAUACUAAUAAUAAUAAUGGAUUGAAUAUGUCAUUAUCGAUUUAUUCGAAAACCAAUUCAUCCAAUAAUCAUAAUAAUACUCAUCAAUCAAAUUCAUGGAUCAAUGUAAAUGACAAUGAUGAUUUACCAUGGAAAUUUACACCACCAAGUAGAAAUAGUUUUAGUAAUGGUAUACGACGGUUGUCGUCAUUUUUUCGUGGUUUCAAUCAAAGCAAUGGUUCAUUUACACCACCAAAAUAUAUUAAUCAUCACCAUAGUCAUCAUCCUAUGAAUUAUGGAUUAUCAACUUAUAAAAAAUCAUCAUUUCGUUCAUCAUCGUCAUCAUUUCAUACUGCACGUUCAGAGAUGAUGCCAUCAAUGCCCACGUUGCCAACAUUUACUAAUCAUCAUCAACAUCAUCAUCAGCAUCAUUUAACAACUACAGCUACUACUAAUACUACUAAUAAUAAUCAUAAUAGUAGUAGUGGUCAUUUCGGUUCAUCAUCGAUUCAUCAUCAUUACCCAAUGGAUAAACAACAUUUUGAUUCAAUUCGAUUGAAUGGACGUUAUAUUACACAUCCAUUGAUGCAACCAGCAAUGCAAUCUAUGUCUGAAUCUAAUGAUUUACACAGAAAACACAAUCAACAAAUUGAGAAUAGUAUAUGGACUACACAAACAGUGAAACCAUCAUCAUUAUUUCAUCAAGAUACAUAUCAGCUUCAACAGCAUUCUCAUCCUCAUCAACAGCAUCAGCAUCCUCCGCGUCAUCAUACCAUGUAUAGUAGUGGAGAUGAACACACUACCAUAAAUGAAAUCUUAUCAAGGAAUACAACAAAAACUAGUUUACAAGGUAGUAGUCGAAUCGAUUCCUUAUUAUCUACAGAAUUAAUUGAUUUAUGCGGUAGUGGCAGUGGUAGUAGUAGUCAUAAUGGAGUACAUUAUAACAAUACUACCAAUAAUACUACUAAUAAUCCUUUAAAAGAUGAUUCAUUGGAUAAAUUCAACGGCAAUUCAAUUACAGUAAAACAAAAUGUACCAAAUUCAAUGUUGUACAACAAUAAUAAUAAUAAUAUUAAUAAUAAUAAUUCAUUAUUGAAUUAUAAUAAUAAUAAUAAUAAUCACCAAUUUGAUUAUAUUGAAAAAGAUGAAUUACCAUAUUUCGUGGACAAUUUGAACAAUUUAAUUGAUUCAAACAAUCCUAAUCCUGCUGUUGAUCAUUAUAAUGGAUUGAAUUUUGAUAGAGUUGAGCAUAAAAAUGACGAUUUAAUUAAAUUAAAUUUAUCUGAUCAACAACAUGCCCAACAUAUUCAUAGUGGAACAAGUUCCGCAAUUAGUUCAUUAGUAUUUGCUGAUGAUUCUGACAUUUCAAAAGCAUCAGAACAUUCAAUGAAUAGUGAAAAAUCCGAUCAAUAUAGUUCAUUACAUAUGAUUACAUCACCGAUUGUCUCAUCCAAUGAGAAUCAUUCAAACACGAAUAAUCGUAAUUCAAUGGUCAAUGUUACAACAGUUGUCAGUGCUGUUUGUACUACUACUACUACUACUACGACUACUACUAGUAGUAGUAUUCCUACAGUCACUGCUGUGGAAAAUGCUCCUUCAUCUCGUGUGAAACCCCCAUCGACUAUUGAUUAUGUUACUUAUGAUGAAACACGUUCAUAUGAAAAGAAAAAUGAUCCAUUGAUCACAUUGAACAAAGUGACUGGACAACAGCAGCCACAACAACCAUCGUCAUAUUCCAUGGACUAUAAUCAAUCGAAUCCUUUAUUGCCGAUGAUGAACAAUGAUAACCGUGUUGUCGCUGGCGGACAAUCCAUUGGCAUAUUAAAUGAUGAAGUCACACGUAGAGUUGGCACAAUGAAAAGUGAUUCUGAUUCCCGUCCAUUAUCUGAAGCAAUGAUUAGUAAUCACUACUAUGAUAUAAAUCGUAAUGCGAAUUAUCAAGAAAUAUUAACAGAAACAUCAUCUCAAUGUGAAGAUGCCAGUGGGAAUGCCAAUCAACAACUGAUGUACAAAUCUCAUCCACCAUUACCACCUUUAUGGUCGAAUAAUCAUCAUCAACAUCCUAUGCAACAUUUUAAUAAUAAUAAUAAUAUUAGUAACAGUAGAAAUUUCGGUUCAGUUGACUCAUUAUAUGAAACUGUGGAUUUGCCAAGAAAUCAUUCAACAACACCAAUGAUUAUACCGACAACAAUGAUGCAACAUCAGCAACAACACCAGCAACAGCAACAGCAACACUUCAUCGACACAAACAAUAUUCGUCAAAAUGAACAUUUACACCAAAAUCAUCAUCAUCAACAAACUCAUCAUGGUCGUCGUAGUAGUAUGGCAUUACCUCCGACACCACCAUCAUCAACAACAACAUCGAUAUUCGGCGUAAAAGCACCAAUACGUUCAAUUGGUGAAAUGGAUGAUUGGAAUUUACCUAGUUGUUCUGAUGAAUCAGAGUAAAAAAUAAAAAGGCGACAUAUUAGAAAUGUCAUGUAUAACUCGUUCGCUUAUUUUAUUGCUCAACUUUCUAUUGUGAUCGUUUUCCGUUUUUUUGUUUAAAGCGCAGUGAAUGUGAAACAGGCAAAUAAUUUGAUUUAUUCAAAUCCGAACUAGAUGAAUACACUGCUCAUCAGGAUUAUUAUUUCGCUGAUAAUCAUUUCUCUCU
Molecule: messenger RNA, 5895 nt
Organism: Schistosoma turkestanicum
Lineage: Eukaryota; Metazoa; Platyhelminthes; Trematoda; Strigeidida; Schistosomatidae
Source: the annotation of a GenBank genome assembly